Molecule: messenger RNA, 2003 nt
Organism: Penaeus indicus
Lineage: Eukaryota; Metazoa; Arthropoda; Malacostraca; Decapoda; Penaeidae
Product: probable E3 ubiquitin-protein ligase HERC1
Exons: 12
Coding region: 133-1911 (592 amino acids)
Source: RefSeq, a predicted model, not a curated record
GUUUGUUUUGGUGGUCAGCUGGAGAGAAAGCCUCGGAGGGACACCAAGGGACCUCCUCACGACGAUUUUCAUGUGCAUUAACGACGGGGAAAUGAACUUGUUUCCGCCGGGAGGACUCAGGAGUGUGGUCCCAUGAACCGAGAACACCGGAUGGUGGAGGGGGGGGUGGUGGGCAGUGUCCCCCCCGUAGCCCCCCCGACCGUCAAGCUGAAGUGGGCCGAACAUCUGACCACUUCUUGGCUUGCAGAGGAUUGCCAGGCGAUUGCUCUCCGAGACUCUGUCUUAGCUCUGUAUGACAGGCUUCUUGAAAACAAGGAGGUGGUGGUGGUGGCAGGGCCCGGGUGUGUCAUGCGCGGAGGCCCCCAGCUCCCAGACUACGAGCCGGAGCCUCCCUCGUCGGCGGAUCAGCUCAGCCACGUCAAUGCUCUCCUCGCGUCGCAGGCUGCCUUGGCUCGUUCUACGGCAGCCCAGCCCCGUUUCUCAGCCCUGCUCCACAAGCGACUGAUCGUGCUGCAGAGGAUUUACCACGCUCUGGCCCGAAGCUUCCACCAGGGCUCGAGGGAGAGGGAAAGGGCCUUGACCGGGAACACUGAACGAGGACCCACGACAGACCUGCAGGGCAAUGGGGCCUCUUUGUCCGCCAAUGAGGCCCUAGUCGAGCUUGGAGUGCGCACUGGGCUGUCCCUUCUCUUCACGAUACUCAGACAGGGCUGGUUGAAUAACUCCGGUGGAAGUCUUUGUUCCGAAGUUCUGGGAACAGCAGUGUCUGUUGUUCGGGCUCUUCCACCUCUGUCUCUGGCAGUUGAGUCCAAGUUGCCCCGUGUCGGCCUAGCUUCGCUAUCGCAGCUGACAACCUUUCUUGCAGAAACGGCAAAGCCAUCAUCACCUGCAGAUCCCACUGGUCGAAAGUUGAGUGCAGAGUUGCUACUUGGAUUGAGUCUCCAGAGAGGUUCAUUGCGCUACUUACUGGAAUGGGUGCACAUGGCCCUCAGUGCUGCCACGACUGCUGCGGAGGACACCAGUGAUGGGACAUGCAUCAGUAGCAGCUGUCUGCAGGAGGUAAUGAAUUCUCUGGCGCAGAGUGGUGAGUGCAUCAUAGGAGGGCUAAUACCUGGUGCCCUUGAUGACCACACAGUACCACUCUACCAAGCCUCACUCAUACUGAUGGAGAAACUCACACUGUUGGCUUGUGAAUAUGCUCGUACGUGCAUCGGCGAUUCCUGCGAGGAAGUGAAUGAAACAAACGAAUCUUGCGACGUAUAUGUGUGGGGCAGCAACUCCUCGCAUCAGCUGGCAGAAGGAACACAGGAUAAGAUUCUUUCUCCGAAACUGACUCAUGCGUUCAGCAGUGUGCAGCAGGUGGAAGCUGGACAGUAUUGCACAUUUGUGGUACACAGUGACGGGGGAGUAAGUGCCUGUGGGAAGGGAAGCUACGGAAGGCUAGGCCUCGGUGACUCCAACAAUCAGCCCUCACCGAGGAGAUUGAAUUUGGAUGCCAGGGUGAGGAGAGUCUCUUCCUCCAAAGGCAGUGACGGCCACACCAUGGCAUUGUCCACGUCUGGUCAAGUCUACACCUGGGGUGAUGGUGAUUAUGGGAAGUUAGGGCAUGGAAAUAAUGUGACCCAGAAGUACCCAAGGCUCAUAGCAGGUCCUCUCAGUGUAAAAGUGGUGCGGUGGGUAUCUGCAGGAUACCGUCAUUCAGCCUGUGUGACCCAGGAGGGAGAACUGUAUACGUGGGGUGAAGGCGACUAUGGGAGAUUGGGUCAUGGAGAUAGCACAAGUCGAAACGUGCCAACACUAGUGAGGGAUAUAUCUGGUGUGGGUCAAGUGGUAUGUGGCAGUGCCCACACACUUGCUCUCUCGGCCGAUGGUAGGACAGUGUGGUCAUUUGGAUCAGGUAAGCUGUACUAAUAUAAUCUUUUUAUUUUUAUUCCUUCUGCCAGUAUUUCAUUUCAUAAGGGGAAAAAAAUUGUUUAGAGGAAUUUUGGUAAUGACUUUUCAAA